AUGCCAGACCUUAGAAUACGAAAGCAUGCCAUUUUUGUUGAUGAGGUCGAGAAGGUUCGGCAAAGGAUCAAGCAUUUAGCCAGCUGGCCUUCGUCGCCGUUUCUUGUGGAGUACAAGGAUGUGCAGAUAUCCCCGCGCCACCUUGUUGUUGCGAUGGGUUCCACUGCUGACAGUGUUUUGGAGCCACUGCAGUGCCCAGCCACAGAGGAAGAGGCGCGCAUCACUAUGCGGGGAGUCCUGCGGGCACUCUACGCUCUGCACAGUCGCCAUCUAGUACACGGGCAUAUACGUCUGGAUACGUUUCGUGUUCACCGUCCUUCUGGGGUUAUUCUCCUUGCACAGCACGUGCUUCCCAUAUAUUUAUUUGUACCUUCUAGUGAUAUAGGGCGUGAGGUGUGGCGCUGUUGUGCGCCAGAGAUCAAGCGGAACUCAGCGUUUGACUAUAGUGCCGACAUAUGGGCGGUGGGGGCAGUCUUCAUGCAACUCAUGGCACCACAGGGGAAGUUGUACGAAACGGAGGACUUGCUGGAGGUGGACGUCAUAUCGCCUGAGGUGAUGCAGCUGAGUCCCUCCGCCGUGAGCUUUGCUGUGCAAUGCCUGCAGGAGGAUGCAGGCAAUCGUCCCACCCUCGCAGAGUUGCUCGUGCACCCGUUCCUCAUCGAGGAGGACGAGUGGACUGACAGCUGCGGCACCGAAAGUGAUGACUUGGAUGAGGAAAGGUGA
This is a messenger RNA of Trypanosoma grayi, 723 nucleotides long. Its product is annotated as putative protein kinase. The record is from RefSeq and is a predicted model, not a curated record. Lineage: Eukaryota; Euglenozoa; Kinetoplastea; Trypanosomatida; Trypanosomatidae. The transcript has a single exon. The coding region runs from base 1 to 723 and encodes 240 amino acids. Gene Ontology annotation, molecular function: protein serine/threonine kinase activity; ATP binding. Gene Ontology annotation, biological process: protein phosphorylation. Gene Ontology annotation, cellular component: cytoplasm.